GGCGACCCGAGCUGCAGCCAAUCAGGAGCUACGAGAGCGCCUGUUGGUCCGCCUCCUCUACAGGGUCUCCAGUCUCAUCAACCACAGGUUCGGAGCUCACAUGGACGCUGUUUGCUCCCGUCCGGACUUCCCGGGUCGCCUGUGUCGUCACUUCCUGUCUGACGGUGACUCCGCCCCCAGGCUGAAUCAGAGCCCGUUGUCGCGGCGAUGGUCAGAGCGUCCGAAGCGUCCGAGGCUGAGCCUGCGUCGGCUCGCCAGCUUCAGGACCCUGAUGGUUCUCCUGCUGAUCUACGGCCUGGGAGCCAUUCUGUCCUUCAGCCCCGUCUCCAGCUCCAUCAUCAUCCUCACCGGGGGCUUCCUGUACGGACUGGUGCUCACACUGCUCCAAGACAAACUGAAAACACACUGACACACACACACACAUUAACAGACUCACACUAGACACAGACACACACACACACACACACACACACACACACACACACACACACACAUGAAAACCGUUUAAAGUCCAGAGGGAAGUCAUCAAUUCUCUUGUUUUUCUAACCAAGUCUAAAAUCCUUAAAAUAUUCAUGUCUUAUAAUG
This is a messenger RNA of Gymnodraco acuticeps, 585 nucleotides long. Its product is annotated as sphingomyelin phosphodiesterase 4-like. Gene Ontology annotation, biological process: ceramide biosynthetic process; sphingomyelin catabolic process; glycerophospholipid catabolic process. The annotation marks the transcript as partial. The record is from RefSeq and is a predicted model, not a curated record. Lineage: Eukaryota; Metazoa; Chordata; Actinopteri; Perciformes; Bathydraconidae. Gene Ontology annotation, molecular function: sphingomyelin phosphodiesterase D activity. The transcript has 2 exons.